AUGAUGCAGCCGGCCGGCCCGGGCCUGCCGCCUCUAUUCGUCUGGCUGCCAAAGCUGCACUCACGGAAGGCGUUCUACAUCCUCUGGUGGAUCCUGGCGGGCAUCGUUGCGGCGCUCACUCUCCUGCGUGUGGUUCGGUUCCUCCGAGCGCGUUCCAUUCGGCGAAACGUGGCCGCUCUCCGGCUCGGUGCCCCUUCUGCCUCGACACCCGAUCCAAAGGCCAUCACGGCGGACAGAGCAACGGCGACGAGAAGAAUGAUCGGGCUCAUGAAGGGAAUGUACGCGGGGUAUCGCAACUGGGCACACGUCCGUGUCCCCCUCGUUCUGUUUCCGAACCACACAGCGACAGAAUACUUCUGGACCGCGGCUUAUCUCGGCCUCGUCCUCGGCUUGACAAUGUGGGGAUCAGUGUACAAGGGCAAGAUGAACUAUACCCGCGUGUUCGGGCUGGCUGUGAGUUUAGCGAGUGGAGCGAGCGCAGUGAGCGCGGCGAGCCGCGAGCCGCGAGCCGCGAGCCCCAUUCCCAAUUCCCAACAGCAGCCCCAGUCUCAGCCACAGCGAGCGAUGCUGUAUUAA
Molecule: messenger RNA, 576 nt
Organism: Trichosporon asahii var. asahii CBS 2479
Lineage: Eukaryota; Fungi; Basidiomycota; Tremellomycetes; Trichosporonales; Trichosporonaceae
Exons: 1
Coding region: 1-576 (191 amino acids)
Source: RefSeq, a predicted model, not a curated record